AUGCUUUCGCAAGACUCUUUCGACGAGGCUAAACAAGAUGGCCACCAGCCACCACUACCGUCCAAUUUAGACCAUACUGCUGAGGCCUCAUUCGAACAUCGGGAAGUGCCGUCAGUCCAACCGGGUGUGACCGCUGAGUCCCCUUUCAUGGAAUCUACCCCUUCACAUCCAAAGCCCCACUCGGUGACAUCUUGUCUUGAGCGGAAGCCGCUAGCCAAGCUAUGCGUGGGCAAGCCCUUUAAGGGUAAGGAGGUGCUGCGGCCCAUUACCUACUUUCCAAUAAGCGUUGAGGUUCUUGUGAAAAACGAUGGACACUUCACCGCCCCUGAUGUGCCGAUGGGCUCACACCACCGCCACAUCAACAUGGGCAUCAAGAGAAAUGAGUGGACCCGCAACAGCUGUGCGACGGUGGAGCGGCGCUAUAAGGAGCUGAUGGAGCUUCGUGAAAUUCUAAUGCAUCAGUUUCCCAAUAUUGUUAUCCCACCUUUGCCAGACAAAGACAGUGUGAAUCACAUCGAGACGUACUUCAAUGCUGAAGAUCAACUAUCGAAGCAGCGCUGUAACAUGCAGUUCUUUCUCAGUGAGAUCGCUGCAAUGCCGGAAAUUGUGUUUUUCUCCGAGUGGAUACCGUCUUUUUUCCUAGACGCACGCGAAACGUUCGAGACCAGCACACUAAUUCGCAUGCGCGCUACACUCAAUGAAAUGCGUCUCGCUAACAAAACUGUUGACCAAUUCAAGCAACGAAACUGUACCUUCGUUGAAUACACAACAAAUAAAAUAGCCAAAAAAUCAACGAAAAUCGUGCGCUCCUUGGCAGGUUUACUGUGGGGAGAUGAUGCUGAGAGUGUGGUUCACGGCGUCGACCACCGGUCCAGCGCCCUCCCCAGCCAGAACGAGCGCUGGUCAGCCUUGCCCAUGGAUCUACAGGAAGACGCUAAGGCAUGGGAGGCGAUUGCUGAGGUUCUGGAUAGGCGACAAGGGUUCUUCAGAAAGGCCGCAAAGGGUUUUGAGGCCUUUCUCAACUCCAAAAACAACUGUAAUGCUGAGCAGAUCAAAACCGCCUCGGCUAUGAUGGAUUACGAGGCAACACUACGGAAGGCAGAGUGUUUUUCGCAGCUCGCUGAGCAUUUCCAUAACGCAUCAAGUAUGUUGAGUGAUAUCGCGGAAAAAGAGCGACAACUCGCCGACAAGCGCUACCUUAACGUGUGUAUGAGGCUGCGCUUUGAAUAUAGCUAUAUCGAUUCAGUUUUGAAUGCUAUCGACCACGUCCUGAGCAUGUACCGAAGUCUUGCCAGCGACGUGUAUGACGUCAAAGAUGCCUUCUAUUUCAACAACUUAAAAUAUACUAGGGCCAUCAGUGAAGGACUUAUGCGUGACUAUAAUGAGCGCUACAGACAGUACUAUGUUCAACGGAUGCGCAAUUUGCUGUCCGAGCAGAUUGCGAGGCCCACCCUCGAGCUAGCUUCUGUCAUUGAAGAGACCAUGCAGCGUGCUCCUUUUUUGAGUUCUAUAAGGCAAAAUGAUUUCAUGAAUUGUUGA
This is a messenger RNA of Phytomonas sp. EM1, 1539 nucleotides long. NCBI's taxonomy places the organism in Eukaryota, Euglenozoa, Kinetoplastea, Trypanosomatida, Trypanosomatidae. The record is from the annotation of a GenBank genome assembly.